Molecule: messenger RNA, 1884 nt
Organism: Cladocopium goreaui
Lineage: Eukaryota; Dinophyceae; Suessiales; Symbiodiniaceae
Source: the annotation of a GenBank genome assembly
AUGGACGCCAACGCGCACGCGCUGUACAAACCGAGAAACACCAGGAAAGUCUUGGCAAAAGCUGCCCGUGCAUGGAAGCACCACACAGUGCCAGCGCAUUGCAACUGUUUCCGUACUUCGACCUUGGCUGCCGAGAAGCGGCUGCUUGAUGGUUGUGAGAACAGCCAAGUCAGUGCUCGGGCUGGCUCAAUGAAUGAAGACGAGGCACUGGGACGAUUGAAUUUUAGUAAUGUUGAGUCGCGACCAGAGUUGGAUCAGCAAGCCCUGGAUCUCUCCAGCGGCCGUUUCAGCGAGAGCAGCCCCGAGAGAUUUCGGCACCUAAAGGUUCUGCUGCUGUCAGGAGCGCCUCUGGCAACGGAGGAUCUGACCAAGGUGCUGAUGUGGGCUCCAUCUCUGUGGAAACUGGACGCCAGCUAUUGCAGUCUGGCUGCCUUGCCCGAACUUGAGCUAUGGCAAAGGAUGUCGAACAUCAAGAGCCUGCUACUGCACAAGAACCUCCUGGCCAAGUGGCAAGAUGUGGAGUGUGCAGCUUCCCCUGGAAAUCUGGAAUGGCUGACAUUGUAUGGGAAUCCCAUCACCAGCCAACCUGAAUACCAGACACACGUCCUCAGCGUCGCCACCACUCUGAUCGCUUUGGAUCUUCGCGUCCUGACGGAUGAGGAGCAUUUGGCCGUAACGGAGACCGGGGCGGAACGGAGGCCUGCUGGAAAUGCCACUGGAAGCUUCCGGCGCUUCGCAGCCAACAGCGAGGCCAGUGCCUUUCUCUUUCGAGAGAAACCACCAGAGAGUUUUCUGCCUCCCCAAGAGCUCUUGCGAGAGGCUGCGGACGAGCUUCGACAACUCUAUGGGAAAUCCGCUCAAUGCAGUGCUGCCUUUGCAAUUCAGGGUGGCUGGAGGGUGUACAAGGCACGCUCAUUAAAGUUCAGUCUCAGCGAGACGCAAAGGAUCAGCGCCAUCAGGCUGCAGAAAUGUGCGCGGAAGUUCCUGUGGAAACGGGCAAUGCAGACGUAUGUCGAGAAGUUCCUUGCAGAAGAAGAAGGUCUGGAUUUGCUGCUGAGUGCACAGGAGAUGCUGACUCUGCGGGCUUCUAAACUCAUUGAGUUGUCCGUUCGGCGAUGGGUCCGGCGUCGCAAGAAUCGCCGCACCGUGCGGGAGGCAGCGACGAUCAUUGCCCGAAAUGUCAAGGGACACUUGACUCGGUGCAAGCUCUUGCGAAAGUUUCUAAAGCUGGACACGUACCGGCGAAUUUACUUCCCUGCAUCCUGCACUUGGGAAGCAAUUGUGCUGCUGAACGUUGCGCGGGCCGCGUGUGAUUUGUCGCCGCUGCCACGGGAGCAUCAGUUUGAGGCUGCAGAUGUGAUGGCUAUCAGGAUGGUCGACUCCAGCGAGAUGCCCCGAAGCAAAUCGGAGGUCUCGAGACUGCUGGCCUUCAGGAACUUCAGCUUGCUGAGGCCCUGCCACAGUCGUCGCUACCCCAGCCACUUGUGGGACGGUCCAUUUCACCGACUGGUUCCUGGUGGAACUCCUCAACGCUUCUUGGAGGCCUACGGCCGUGUGCGACGCCGGGCAGCCAAUGUCGACAACAUUUGCCGGAAGGUGUUUUUGGCUUCCUGUGCCUGCGGUCCGCAUCCGAUCGUGCGGGAUGCACCCUACGAGGAAGGUCCUUUCGUUGUGCGGGAGACCAAAGCGCCCGACUUUCGAGAGCUUUACACCUUCGGUAGAUUGCUGGGUGAAGGGGAUUUUGGCAUCGUCUACACUUGCGAUGUCAAGCUGGGUGGCUCUGCUUGGGAUGAGGAGUUGACCCGGGAAGCUGAGGCAAGACAGCGAGCCGAGGACACUGCUAAAGACGCCGAAGCAACAAGCGAUGGGAAGGCGAGCUGUUAG